GGGAGUUUACCCGGAUUUCGAGAAAAAAAAAAUAUUAAAAUAAUAAAAAUCAGUGAAUCUGUCCAAGGGGAGUUCACUCCAGUGAACCCGGAUCGUCACUGUAGCGCGGACCCCACGACACGUGGCGGCUCGCGAUUGGUCCUAUUAAUAAUUUUUUUUUUUUUUUUAACAAAAAUAAAACAGAAAAAAAAUAAUAAUAAAAAAUGUUUUAUGAACCUGGCGUUCACAAAUGCGGAUGGUCUAAGAACAAACAAUUGCUAGUCGCUCUUUUGCAUCUCAAAAGCAAAAAAGAUUAAACCUUUGGUUUGGUUGGAUCCGAUAACGAGGGGAGAGAUGAAGGUGAAGAGAAGAAGAAGAAGAAGAAGAAGAAGAAGGAGAAGACGACGGUGAGGAUGCUCUGCGAUUUCUGCGGAUCAUCAUCCAGCAAGAGAUAUGAACACACAAAACAAGAAGAAGCUCUGUUGAUUGAGAGCGAACUCAAGCGACUACGGCUUUUGACCAGGAGAAUGACUGGUAAAGAUCUAGACGGCCUGACUUUCGCUGAGCUUCUACUACUUGAAUCCCUUCUUAAACAAGUCUUGCUCAUUGUGAAGAAGCUCAAGAAGAAGACAGAGCUGGAAGAAGAGCAAAGGCUGCAGAAGAAAGAAGCAGAUGAUGAGUGUGAAAAGAUAGUACGAGGAGAGAGCUGGUGGUUUUGGCUCCUUGCAACAGACAAGAAGAUGAAGAAGCACCACCACCACUGUCUCGAAUUCAGGAGGAUGAGUGGUAGAGAGCUGGCAGGUAUGACUUACUCUGAGCUCCGCUUGCUUGAAGAUGAGAUCAACCGUGGACUAAUGGGGUUGCACGAGCAACAGUUUGGACCGAGGAUGGAGCAAAUUGCAACGCAGCAAAGUGAGAAAUUGAUCUCGCAGUUGAGAGACGCUGAUGAGAGACUCGGAACAGUUGAUGGUUCUUGAGGAGCACCUGAGAUGUUCUGUUGAGCAAUGAUCAUUAAUACUGUUCUCUGAUAACUAACAAACUCCAUUAGCACCGUGCUUAUUAUUUGGUCGACUAAAAUUUUCUUCAAUUGGCACAAUUUACAUUUAAAUUUUUGUGUAUGAUAUAUUUUAGUGAAUCUUUUAUUAUGUUGA
Molecule: messenger RNA, 1130 nt
Organism: Brassica napus (rape)
Lineage: Eukaryota; Viridiplantae; Streptophyta; Magnoliopsida; Brassicales; Brassicaceae
Exons: 7
Coding region: 393-956 (187 amino acids)
Source: RefSeq, a predicted model, not a curated record